AUGGAAAGCUUAAUAUCUAUAAUAGGCUUAUUUUUAGCCUGUGGACUUCUUGGUGGACUUGGCACGCUUAUUUAUGGUUUAAUAGAAGGUAAUUCAACUGGAACGCUUGGUGGUGGUGUUGUCCUUGGAGUGUCGGCAGCUUUUAGUAUGCUUUUGGUUUUGUUUAUUAUAUUGUGUUUCAAAAACAACGAUGUUGAUUCAAACACAAACGAACGACAAUCUUCUACAAAUGUACAUCAACACAAACGAAAGCCUCAUGUAAAACAUAGAGAUACUUCUGUACAUGAAAUAGAAGCUGUUCCUGAAAUCCACAUAUAUGAACAACAAGAACAAAAAUGUCGACUUGAAAAAAACGUUCUCUCUUCACCUGCUCUGACCGAUACAUUAGUUGACUGCACAAAUACGGCUUACAGUAAACAAAUAUCGCCGCCAUCGUCGUCAUCGAAAAGCGUUUUUUCUAUUGACUAUUUAAAUGAAAGCAAUCAUUCGAUUGACAAUCGUAAUCAUUAUUCAGUCACCAAAUCCGAUAGAAACUAA
Rotaria socialis is the source of this 537-nucleotide messenger RNA. The record is from the annotation of a GenBank genome assembly. NCBI's taxonomy places the organism in Eukaryota, Metazoa, Rotifera, Eurotatoria, Philodinida, Philodinidae.